Messenger RNA from Triticum dicoccoides, 1357 nucleotides. Its product is annotated as xyloglucan endotransglucosylase/hydrolase protein 31-like. Gene Ontology annotation, cellular component: cell wall; apoplast. Gene Ontology annotation, molecular function: xyloglucan:xyloglucosyl transferase activity; hydrolase activity, hydrolyzing O-glycosyl compounds. Lineage: Eukaryota; Viridiplantae; Streptophyta; Magnoliopsida; Poales; Poaceae. The transcript has 3 exons. Bases 75 to 1004 code for a protein of 309 amino acids. Gene Ontology annotation, biological process: xyloglucan metabolic process; cell wall biogenesis. The record is from RefSeq and is a predicted model, not a curated record.
AUGCGUGAAGGCAGCUCAAUCGGAGUAGAACCACACACACACACACACUCAACUCCACUCCACUGGAGCAGAAGAUGAUGACGAUGAUGAUGCAGAUUAGGCCUCAUAUUGCCAUCUCAAAUCUCAUGGUGGUGGUAGGAGCCGUGAUGCUGCUGCUGCUGCAGCAGGGUCGUUGGGCUGAGGCGCAGCCCUCUCCCGGCUACUACCCGAGCUCCAAGGUGAGCUCAAUGCCCUUCUCGCAGUGGUACAGCAACCUGUGGGGCGCCCAGCACCAGUCCCUCUCCCCGGACCAGACCUCCCUCACCCUCUGGAUGGACCGCAGCUCAGGGAGCGGGUUCAAGUCGAAGCGGGCGUACCGGAACGGCUACUUCGGCGUCUCCAUGAAGGUCCAGCCCGGCUACACCGCCGGCGUCAACACCGCCUUCUACCUGUCCAACAACGAGGCGUACCCGGGGUACCACGACGAGAUCGACGUGGAGCUGCUGGGCACCGUCCCCGGCGAGCCCUACACGCUGCAGACCAACGUGUACGUCCGCGGCACGGGCGACGCCCACCCCAUCGUCGGCCGGGAGAUGCGGUUCCACCUCUGGUUCGACCCCGCCGCGGCCUUCCACCACUACGCCGUGCUCUGGAACCCCGACGAGAUCGUCUUCCUCGUCGACGACGUGCCCGUGCGCCGCUACCAGAAGAAGGUGGAGGCCACGUUCCCCGAGCGCGAGAUGUGGGCCUACGGCUCCGUCUGGGACGCCUCCGACUGGGCCACCGACGGCGGCCGCUACAGGUCCGACUACCGCUACCAGCCCUUUGUGUCCGGGUUCAAGGAUUUCAAGGUCGCCGGCUGCGAGGUCGGCGCGCCGGCGUCGUGCAGCCCCGUGCCGGCGGGCCCCGGAGGCGGGCUGAGCGCGCAGCAGACCGCCGCCAUGAGCUGGGCGCAGCAGCGGGCCAUGGUCUACUACUACUGCCAGGAUAGCUCCAAGGACCGCUCCAACUACCCCGAGUGCUAGCCUGCUAGCUUAUAUAUACAUAUAAGAUGAGGAAGCUCCGAGUUCGAGCCAGCGGCAAUGGUGGCGCCGCGCUGCCCUUCCAUUCUAGUGAUGGUUGAGGCGUACCCGUAUGUAUACGGUCAGUAUACGGUAUACGAUGUAUAGUGUGAUCGAUACGGUGAUUUCUGUCACGUAUGUGUGUGAGAGUCUGAGUGCGAGCAGCUGCUGCAAUCAAUUAAAGUCUAGCAGGCUGACAGCGUACUCUGUCUAAGUUAUUGCUAUUUGUGAGACACUUGUCCAACUAUGGAUGAUGGACAUUUGGACCUGCAAUCUGCACCUUUUGAUACAGAGAAAAAGGUUCGAAUUUUAGUACA